AUGUUCUUAUUUUUUUUUUCAUAUUUUCUCUGUUUUUUUUACACUUUCCUUUUUUAUUUCCUGUUCAUCAUUUUCUUUCUUUAUCUUUUCUUUUCUUUUUCUUAUUACUUUUUAUUGUUUCCUGGCAUUUCGUUUUCGACAUUUUUUGUUUUCUUUCUUCUUCCAUCGCCUUCUUUUGCUUCCUUUCUUAUCACCUUCGUUCAUCCUUUCUGUUUUCCUUUCUUUUUUUUGUCUCAUUCUUUUAUUCUUCCUUUCAUGUCUCUUUUUGGACUUCUAUUCUUUGAUGUCGCAAGCUUUCCUUUCGCUUGCUUUCUUAAUUUCUUUUCAUUCUUUUCACUUUUCUCCGCUUUUUUUUCCCUUUCUUUUCUUUCCUUAUUUUCUUUCACUUUUAUUCUUUUUUCCUCUUUCUGCUCCUUUUUUUUCACAGCUUUUGCUAGAAAUUAUUUGCCUUCUUUCUUUCCUCACUUUUCUCUCUGUCAUUUUUUUUCUAUUCUUCAUUUCCUUUUUCCUCUUCCUCUUUCUUUUUUUUCCCCCAACUUUCAUUCUUUCUUAACGUUUCUUUUCUUCUUUUCAUCUUUCACUGCCAUUUUUCUUAGAUUUUUUUUUUUCCCAUUUCCGAUUAUUUUUUUCUUUCUUCUUUCUUUGAAUUUUUUUCUUCUCUCUCACUUUUUCAUUUUCAUUAUUUCAUUUUUUCCACCGCUUUCCUUGUUGACUAAAAUUCUUUCGCUUCCUUUCUUAUCACCUUUGUUCAUUUUUCUGUUCUUUCUUUCUUUCUUUCUUUCUUUCUUUCUUUUUUUCUUGUAUCAUUUUUACAUUCUUUCUUUUUUUCUUCCUUUUUCCUUUUCUCUUUUUUUUUCGUUUUCAAUUUUUCUUUCGUUCUCUUUUUCUUCUCGGUUUGUAUUCUUUCCUGGCAUUUCUCUUCCGACAUUUCACUUCGGACAUUUUUUAUUUUAUUUCUUCUUCUAUCGCCUUCUUUCGCUUUUUUUCUUAGCACAGUCGUUCAUUUUUUUUCUUUUGUUUGUUUCUUCCUUUUUCUUUCUUUCAUUUUUGUUGGUACUUUUUCUUUUCUUCCUUUCUUUUCAUUCUUUAAAUUUUAAUUUCCAUUUAACUUUCUUCCUUUUCUUUCUUUCUUUCUUUCUUUCUUUCUUUCUUUCUUUCUUUCUCAUUGUUUUCAUUUUUCCCUUUUGCUCUUUUCAUCUUUGUAUUUUUUUAAAUUUUUCACAACUUUUGUUCUUUCCUUGUUUCUUUUUUGGUUUCCUUUUUCAUUCUUUCUUUCUUUCUUUUUUCUUUCUUUUUAUUUAUGCUAAUUUUUCCUUUACUUUUUUAUUUUCUUUCAUUAUUAUCAUUUUUCCCUCUUCUCUUUCCAUCUUUGUAUUUUUUAAUUUUUUCAUAACUUUCUUUCGUACUUUCUUUCUUUCUUUCUUUAUUUAUUUUCAUUUUUUCCUGUACGUUUUUUUCUUUCAUUUUUCUUAUUUUCCCCAGUUUCUCUUUUCAUCUUCGCAUUUAACUUUUUCUCGAUUUUCUUUCUUUCUUUUAUUUACUUUUUUCGCUCUUUACUAUAAAAUAAAAUCAACGAAACUCAAUCGAUUUCCUGUUGUAAAUCUCAAUGUGACGAGCCUUCAUCCGUACGUUCUUUCUUUCUUUAUUCCUUCCUUUCUUUCUUUCUUUCUUUCUUUCUUUCUUUCUUUCUUUCUUUCUUUAUUCCUUUCUUUCUUUCUUUCUUUCUUUCUUUCUUUCUUUCUUUCUUUCUUUCUUUCGUUUUCCCCUUGUUCUUUUUUUCCAUUCUGUGCUUUCUUUCUCAUCUUUUUUCAUUUUUUUUUUCUAAUUUUUGCCUCCAACUUUCCUUCCUUCCUUCCUUCCUUCCUUCCUUCCUUCCUUCCUUCCUUCCUUCCUUCCUUCCUUCCUUUUUUUCUCCUUGUUCUUUUUUUUUUUCAUUUCUUUUUUCUAAUUUUUGCCUCCAACUUUUCUUUCUUUCUUUCUUUCUUUCUUUUUUCUUUCUUUCUUUCUUUCUUUCUUUCGUUUUCUCCUUGUUGUUCUCUUUUUCCAUUCUGUCCUUUCUUUCUCCUCUUUUCUUUUUCUAAUUUUUGCCUCCAACCUGUCUUUAUAUUCUCUUUGUUUCGUGAUCUGACAAAAGAUCAAAGAGUCUGGAAAACACACCUAGACACCAACGAAUCGAAGAGAUGCUAUCGCGUUUCUCUGGAUAUUGGCUGUUAA
This is a messenger RNA of Acanthosepion pharaonis, 2214 nucleotides long. The record is from the annotation of a GenBank genome assembly. Lineage: Eukaryota; Metazoa; Mollusca; Cephalopoda; Sepiida; Sepiidae.